Melitaea cinxia (Glanville fritillary) is the source of this 1619-nucleotide messenger RNA. Its product is annotated as RUS family member 1. The record is from RefSeq and is a predicted model, not a curated record. The transcript has 9 exons. NCBI's taxonomy places the organism in Eukaryota, Metazoa, Arthropoda, Insecta, Lepidoptera, Nymphalidae. Bases 1 to 1614 code for a protein of 537 amino acids.
AUGAAGUCGCACGAUGGCGAUAUAUUACUAAAAGAAAAGUAUGGUUCCUCAUCCAAGGAAAGAUAUUUUGUAAAGCCUCAAGAACAACCAAAUGUAGUGGUUUACGCGAAUGAAAAAUACAGUGAUGUGGCAAGCGUUUUUUCGAAAAUAUUUUUACCUCAGGGUUAUCCUGAGAGUGUUAGUAAGGAUUACAUUGCAUACCAGAUAUGGGAUACAGCUCAAGCAUUUUGUAGUACUAUUACAGGUAUUCUGGCAACGCAGGAAGUUUUAAGAGGAGUAGGAGUUGGAGACACAACUGUAACACCAUUAGCAGCUACCAUAACAUGGGUUAUAAAGGAUGGAUGUGGUCACCUUGGAAAAAUAUUGUUUGCUUAUAGUCAUGGAACAUAUUUGGAUGCAUAUAGUAAAAAAUGGAGAUUAUAUGCUGAUACACUGAACGAUGCUGCUAUGUGUAUUGAAAUAGCUUUGCCUCUGUUUAAAAGUUAUAUCACAUUUGCUUUGUGUGUUAGCACUGUUAUGAAAGCUAUUGUAGGAGUUGCUGGUGGUGCAACAAGGGCAGCUAUGACACAACACCAUGCAGUGCGAGGUAACAUGGCUGAUGUAGCAGCAAAAGAUUCUGCUCAGGAAACUGCAGUCAAUCUUAUAGCUUCUUUCACUGCACUCUUUAUUAUUUCUACCUUUGGAAAUUCACUAUUUAUUUUUAUUGUUAUGCUAAUGUUGCAUAUUGUAUUUAACUACUUUGCGGUCCGGGCAGUGUGUUUAAGAACUUUAAAUGAACCACGCUUUAUACAAGUAAUUGACACUUACUUAAAGAAGGAAAUUGUUCCAAGUCCUUGUGAGAUAAACAGGAAUGAACCAAUUAUAUUCUACCAACUUGGUCCAAUGUUGUUGGAUUUAAAAAUAUGUGGAUUUAAAAUUAAACUUGGUAGAUCAAUGACUCAAACACUAAAAUCAUCAAUGAAAGCCAGCCACCUAAAGGAAAUUAAAGAAAUAUAUUAUGACAAAAACUAUAUUUUGUGGCCGAAUACCCGUGAAAGGAAUAUGUAUAUAUUUCUAAAAGAAAGCUUAAUGACUGAUGAUAUACUGUGUGCAUACUUCCAUGCUGUUCUACUAUCAAUAAUAACAUGUGCCAUAAACGAUUGUGAAUUGCCAGUAAUGAGCAAUAGCACUGAUGUGAAACCCUUUGCACAAGUAUGUAAAACGCUACAAUCAGCGGAGUGGUCGCGUACCCCUAGUAAAGAGAGUAACUUCAGCUAUAAACCAUCUUUUGAAUUACUGCGUUACGUUCAUAAAAUUGCAACAAAAGAGUGGAAAAAUAUGAGAGCAGGUCUUAUGCAUACCGGAUGGGACUUGAGUAAACAUUUGUUGAUGGUGGACGAAUGGAGAGUAUGCAAUGAAAAAUUAACUAAAGAAGCAUCCGUUAAUAAUAUGGAAUUUACAAAUUCUGUGGAUACAUUAAAAGUUUUGAAAGAAAAGCUCAAUGGAAAUGAACUACAAUCAUUGAUAGAUGAAGAAAUAUUUAGAAAUUACAUCGAAUAUGAUAGUUCUGAAACAGAAGUUAACUCAAAAAGCAGUUUCUCUGGUGAUAACAAUUCUUAUAUAAAAAGAGAUUGAUAUCU